AUGCUCGUAUCCAUUCUUCUACUAGCGGCUUUGAGCAAGGCCACGGUUACAAUUCUCGAUCCCAGUGACUUUGCAGACUUAGCAGCUGAUGCUGCCGAUAAUGCGCUCACUGCGGAUUGGGAUUACGCUCCACUUUCCUAUCAGGCAUACUCAAUCACUGGGCCCUACGUCUAUAACGACACCUCCAAAGAAGUCUCCCACAAGACACUUACAGUUGCCGCAAACGACACCAGCGUUGUCGUGAUCACGGAGGACUCGCAAGUCAAUAUCUCUCAGUCUACUGUGAUAAAGCACGGCUACUCGACUGACUUGUACCAAUCGAGCUUUUAUGGACUGAAUGCUGCGGUCAAUAUAGCAAAUGCCUCCGUUGCCUAUCUAGACAAUGUCAAUGUGACGGUUCACAAUGGAGCCGCCAACGUCUACGUUUAUGGGAACAAUUCAUACGCAUAUGUUUCAGAUUCGUCGCUAUACAGUUCGGGACCAGUGUCUCAUGGAUUAUACGCUGCUGGCUACGGUACUGUGGUUGGCAAGAAUCUUCGCCAUUAUUCAGGAGCAUACCGAUCAUCCUCAUUUGCCGGUGACAGCCCCAAGGGAUACGUCUACGUCUACGACUCCAUUGCCCACACUGCAGGCAUUGGAAGUGCGAUUUUCUACGGGCAAGGUACCGUGUAUGCAGAGAAUAUAAUUGGUCAUGCGCAACAGGCUCCCAUCGCCUUUCUAGAUGGCUCGCAAAUCGAUAUCCACGAAUCGGAUUUGACUGCCGGACUACUCGCGGGUGUUGUCACCUUCUCAUCUGGGACUCGCCAGUCUGGGUCAGAGAUCAGUUUCACCAAUUCACGCCUGACUGUGCUUCCUGAUGAGGCAGCUGGGCUGUGGUUCGGCAAUGUGAUAGCAAGUGCCAGCCUAGUGCGGUCCCAAAUCAAUACUACUUCGGGCAUCUUGGCCAUCGCAAAUUACUCCCAAGUCACCCAGGACUUUAACUACUUUGCCGAAUCUACUGCCGCUGCUGAAGCUACGAUCACAGUCUCCGAGUCGGCGCUUGCUGGGGACUUAGUCGCUUACAAUGGAAGCUCAAUCAACUGGAGCUUGGGCAAUUAUUCAACGUGGACUGGCAAAGCAUACUCUGGAUAUGGGAAUGCAUCGUUCUCGGUUUCGCUUGACGCUAGUUCAUCCUGGAUCAUGACGGGACACACCGUCUUGACAAACUUUACCGAUGCAGAUACCACUUUGAGCAACGUUCAUAGUGCGGGAUACAACCUCUACUAUGACUCUAGUAGCGCUCACAAUAGUUGGCUGAAGGGCAAUACCCAGAAGAUGCAUGGUGGAGGGUACUUGAAACCCGCGAGCAAGUCACAACUACGAGGAUCUCAUUGA
Messenger RNA from Penicillium cataractarum, 1374 nucleotides. RefSeq lists its product as uncharacterized. The coding region runs from base 1 to 1374 and encodes 457 amino acids. The record is from RefSeq and is a predicted model, not a curated record. The transcript has a single exon. Lineage: Eukaryota; Fungi; Ascomycota; Eurotiomycetes; Eurotiales; Aspergillaceae.